Messenger RNA from Hyaloscypha bicolor E, 1690 nucleotides. RefSeq lists its product as uncharacterized. The transcript is spliced from 3 exons. Lineage: Eukaryota; Fungi; Ascomycota; Leotiomycetes; Helotiales; Hyaloscyphaceae. The record is from RefSeq and is a predicted model, not a curated record. The coding region runs from base 82 to 1320 and encodes 412 amino acids.
ACCUAAAAACGUGUGGAUAUCAAGUCGAAGCCAUAGGUUCUUUUAGCUUUUGAAGUCGGUCUUCCCCUCCUAUUUUACGCAAUGGAGAGUAAAGCCUUGGAGCUGAAAUCCUCCUCUGACAACAUUUCUCAAAAUGACAAGGCCUUUUCCGGGUAUCAGUGGACUUAUUUCUCUUCUCUACAAGAAGGUCCGCUUCGCUCACGGGCCGAGCUGUUUUUAGCAUCCAUGGAUUGGCCUGCACUCCUAGAUUACGCAGCCAAGAAGCGGAAUGGCAUUAACUGCAUGCUACUCCCGGAUAUUGGCCUUGGCUACAACCACAUGGUUCGAAUUAUCGAAUUUGCAGAUGAAACCCGAUGGGUGGCGCGGCUCCGAAUGCCUCCUCUAGCAAAAUCUGGUUCCGAUGAAGAGGCUCUGAAGACCAUAAUGAAUUGUGAAUUCAACGCAAUUUCUCUUGUGCGACGAAAGACCAGAAUACCUGUCCCCCAAAUCCACGCAUUUGAGGUGAAAAGUGGUUGCAGCAUGAAAGCACCAUUCAUGUUAAUGGACUGUUUGGAGGGUAAUGUAGGAAUGGAUUUGGGCAUGAAGAUACCACCUGAGUAUAAGCAAGCCUUUUUGAGCAGUCUAGCAAAGAUCCAUGUCCAGCUAUCCGCGGUACAGCUGCCUAAGAUCGGGACAAUUGUCUCUAUGAACGGGAACGGCACGUACCAACAAGGCCCAAUACCAGGGCUGGGAGGCCCCUUUGACACAGCAACUGAGUUCUUCAAAGCAUGGGCGGCCAAAGUUGAAUUUGGUAUGUUAGACGAGCAACUACGAGCAGCAUCCGGCCCAUACGCUGCCGAAAUCAUUCCCUCGGUCGCCUCCUUCACAAAAUCCAUCAACAAGCUAGCUGGUAGACUGUCUGUCCGCGAUUACGGCCCGUUUCCUCUCUGCCAUGGUGACUUUGGCCACAACAAUGUCAUUGUUGAUGACAAAUAUCACGUCCUCGGCGUAAUUGACUGGGAAACAGCCUUCGCUGGGCCGUGGGAGGUAUUUGGAGAUUUCCCUUUGACUCUUUCAACAGUUCCACCUGCUAUGGAUGCACCAUGGAACUACGAUGAAGAAGGCUCUCCCAAGAGCCCUGAUCUAAUACGAAAAUUUGCGGACCAGAUAGACUAUGUGGCGGCUGUGAGACAGGAGGAGAAUAGAAGCGAUGGAAAUAGCUGUUGUCUAUCGGAAGCGCUAGGGGAUUCAAGAAGACAGCAAUUGGCAACUGCGAUGAGGCUGUAUCAGAAUGGAAAGGUUGGAUGGUACUCCAAACUGAUCGAUGAGUUUCUCUCAUAGGUAAUCUCCUAAAAUCUGUUGGAUAGAGGGAACUCAUUUCCAUUGCACGCGCAAUAGACUGUGGGCCGAAAUCUUAUCAACACCAUUUUAUACCUUGUCAGCGUGGUUGUAAUGGGCAGGAUUGGCUUGGUCAAUAUUGCCAUGGCUAGCUCAGAGUGUUCAAGCCAGCUCAGGAAUGCUAGUGGAUUUAAAGAUAUUCCUCGAUAAUCUCUCAGACCGCCUCGCAGAUAGGAUUACGAAAUACACGUAGUAAUGACAGACUCUAUGCCGCUUCGUAGCGAGUUUCUUUUCCGGCCUUCAAUCUCUCCUGCUGUUACGCAGAGCUAAUUCUGCCACCCGCAUUCACACACCGUUCCACGCUUGACUUCUU